Messenger RNA from Lampris incognitus (smalleye Pacific opah), 1419 nucleotides. RefSeq names its product coiled-coil domain containing 167 (gene ccdc167). The coding region runs from base 63 to 383 and encodes 106 amino acids. The record is from RefSeq and is a predicted model, not a curated record. Lineage: Eukaryota; Metazoa; Chordata; Actinopteri; Lampriformes; Lampridae. The transcript is spliced from 4 exons.
CAAAUUCUCAGAUUCUCAUUCAUAUUGGCUGACUUAUCAAGAUUGUAACAUUUUGUUGCAAAAUGACGAAAUCAAAGGACAAAAAACUAGAGAAAAUUAGCGUAGCCAGUGAAAUUGAUCGUAUGGAGGAGAAGCGGUCACGUUGUCAGGCCAGUAUCGAGAGGGCCGAGUACAGACGGAGAUGCGAGAAGCACUCUGAUAGAGAAAGAAAAGAACUCGAAGAUAGAUUGGCAGUAAUGCAAGAGAGGGUGAAGAAGUUUGAUAACGAGCUCGUGGCCUUAAGAGGCGAGAACCGAAGAAACAUGAUGCUGUCUGUUGCUCUGCUGGUUGUCAGCGCCCUCUUCUAUUAUGCCUUCUUCUUUAAUGAAGAAGACCUCUCAUGAUCUUGUCCAAAAGCCGAGAGGGUUUAUCGAGUGUUCUUCCAUCAUAAUGGCACUCCAGAGGAAACAACAAGGUGACAUGGGUCCAGCGCUCAAAGCCAUUUAGCGAUGUUUACACAAAUUAAAAAACAGUAACCGUCUAAUGGAAAUGGAUUGUUUUAGAUCCACACAACAUGCUCAGGCUCCCGAUGACGUCGGUGUUUCCAUGUUCCCCCUGGCCUGUUUGGGUGGAUCUCUUUUAUACAACAAAAGAUCAAAAGAUUGCUCAGGCAGCUGUAUUGACUGCAGAGCUGCUUGACCGUUAGAGGAUGGCCUUGUGCUGGCUUCGUCUGGCUCUGUCAAGCUGGAUAAUUGGAGGGAGAUAGAUAGUUAACCUUGCAGUUUGAUAAAGAUCCACUCCCUCGAUUGUGUUUUCUGAUACAGAGCACUACUGUACUUUCAAAGACCACUUGCUGAAGUGAAUGGACUCAACGACUCAACUCUUUUGCCAAAUUAAUUCAUACAUGGAGAACAGUGUGAAAUGUUGAAAGUGCUAAAGGCAUAAUAUAGACAAGGUCGCAGUAUCAAAAGAAACAAGGACUGUGUAAUACAUAACGCAAAUAUGCCAAAGUCUGCUUUUAGCUAAAUAGAUCACGAUUAUGUGCAGAACUGCUGACAGUCAGAGCAACCACCCUCUCCGGUCGCUACAAUACAUUGGGAUCCUUUCCAUGAACCACUUUUUUUUAUUUUAUUCAUGCUUUGUGUGUUUUUGUUGUCACCGAACAUAAGAAAUCAUGUAUUUUGAUGUUUUCUCAACCUGUUCACUGCUUCUGAUAUAUUCCCUCCUAUCAGGGAUGGGGCAGUAUAAGCAUGGGCACAGUUCUUUUAAAGAACACACAAAAACAGAUUGUAAAAAAAAAAACACACACACAUAGGGCCUUAUAUUUUAUAUUAUCAGUAAAUUAUUUAGUAUGGUAUGAUUGUUUUUUUUUCACAACUGGAGGUAACGAAACUUUAUAAAUGUAUUCUUUCAACAUACCAAUAAAAAAAAGACUAAAAG